Molecule: messenger RNA, 8459 nt
Organism: Rattus norvegicus (Norway rat)
Lineage: Eukaryota; Metazoa; Chordata; Mammalia; Rodentia; Muridae
Gene: Tsfm
Product: Ts translation elongation factor, mitochondrial
Biological process (GO): mitochondrial translation; translational elongation
Cellular component (GO): mitochondrion; mitochondrial matrix
Molecular function (GO): translation elongation factor activity
Source: RefSeq, a predicted model, not a curated record
GGAAGCGUUUUGGCCCUCGCGCCGCGCCGUAGACUGGCGUCUUGUCUGUGCGCCGUAACUGGGAGGGGCACAGGGAUGUCGCUGCUGCGGUCGCUGCGCUUCUUCCCGGUCGCGUGUACCGGCCGCUCGGCAAGGGCUGUCCUGCUCCAGCCGUCCCAGCCAUGGCACACGCUUCACGCGGGCCCCUCGUUGUCGUCUUCUGCCUCCAGCAAGGAGCUCCUCAUGAAGCUGCGGCGGACAACAGGCUACUCCUUUGUCAACUGCAAGAAGGCUCUGGAGACUUGUGGCGGGGAUCUCAAGCAGGCAGAGGCCUGGCUGCACAAACAGGCCCAGAAGGAAGGAUGGAGCAAAGCCGCCAAGCUCCAUGGGAGAAAGACUAAAGAAGGCUUGAUUGGCCUGCUGCAGGAGGAAAACACAGCUGUUUUAGUAGAGGUAAACUGCGAGACAGAUUUCGUCUCCAGAAAUGUAAAAUUUCAACAGUUGGUCCAGCAAGUAGCCCUGGGAACCAUGGCACACUGUCAGAACCUGACGGAUCAGCUCUCCACGUACAGUAAGGGCUUCCUCAACUCCUCUGAGCUUUCUGAACUUGCAGCUGGGCCCGACGGGGAAGGGUCUCUCAAGGACCAGUUGGCCUUAGCGAUUGGGACACUGGGAGAAAACAUGAGUCUUAAGCGAGCUGCCUGGGUGAAGGUGCCCUCUGGGUUCUAUGUCGGCUCUUAUGUGCACGGAGAGAUGCAGAGCCCCUCCCUCCAGAACCUGGUGCUGGGGAAGUACGGGGCCCUGGUCAUCUGCCAGACUCCUGAGCAGAUCACAAACCUGGAGGAGGUUGGCCGCCGCUUGGGACAGCAUGUGGUGGGCAUGGCCCCUCUCUCAGUGGGCUCCCUGGAUGAUGAGCCUGGAGGGGAGACAGAGACCCGGAUGCUGCCCCAGCCAUAUCUCCUGGAUCCUUCCAUCACACUGGGGCAGUAUGUGCAGCCCCAGGGCGUGACCGUAGUCGACUUUGUGCGCUUCGAAUGUGGAGAAGGAGUCUUCUGAGAGCUCGGAACUGCACUAAGUGCUUCACACACCUCACCAUAAAGCCCGGAGGUUGCUUUGCCUGGCUUCUCCCUCCAGCCUGUAAACACUGAAGGCUCAUUAGCAUGGAGGGAAAUGGCAUACUCGGGAAGACAUCUCGUUCACCUGCUGCCUAAAAGGCCAUAGUCUCUAGAAUCUGCUGUCAUGCUCACAUAAGGGCAGGAACUAUGCUAUGCUUUGUUUUCCAAAAUAAGGUGAGAAAAUUCCCAGGGUGCUGAGAGGAAAUUUUUGUUUGGUUUGGCUCGAAUUUUUCUAUCCUCUCUAUUUGGUGGGUGUGGGAACACCUGUGCCAGAGUGUAGGCGUGGAGGUCAGAGGGCAACUUGCAGGAUCCAUUCUUGCCUCACAUUGGGUGGGUCUUGGGGAUCAGACUCAGGUUGACAGUGUUGGUGGCAAACACCUUUACUCACUGGGCCGGCUUGCUGCCCACCCCCCUACCCCGCCCUUUUUUUUUUAGCUUUUUUGAGACAGGGGCCCUGGCUGGCCUCAAAUUUUGUUUGGAUCCUCCCGCCUGUCUGCUGGCUGCUUGGACUCCAUGCAUAUGUCAGUUUCCUGGCUCAGGUUGGUGAGGUGAGACAUCAGUCUCUGCUGACUGUGGCAUAAAGCAAGCUCUCUAGCAACCACCGACUCAGUGUGACUCAGUUGGUCUAGCACUUGCCUCUUCAUCCUGGGUGGGGAUGCCACAGAGAAACAAGCCCAAAUGUAGAGACCUUUUCCAGCAUCCUGCACUUUGUGGCUGUGUCUUACCUGGUCCCAGGUGUCCAGGAGCAUCACAUCACCUGGGCUCAGGUCAUCCUGGGUGAAGUCCGUGACCUCAGUAACAAGGAACCGGCCGGUCUUAUUAGAACAUUCAAAAAGCCGGACCUGGAUGUCCAGGGUUUCCUGCUGCAGCCUGCAGAACAGUCAAGUAGAAGGACAGAGCUGCAUACGAAUCGUGUGUGUGUGUGUGUGUGUGUGUGUGUGUGUCCAUAUGAGGACAGAAAUAGCUUUGGGUGUCGUCUUCCAUAGCUCUGCACUGUAGUAUUUUUGAGACAGGGUCUCCUAGGGCCUGGAUUGUCAGUUUGGCUAGACUGGCCGACCAGCAUGUCUGAGCGAUCAUGUUGUCCCCCGGUCCCCAGCACAGGAGUCACAGAUCUGGGCUGCAGUAGUUGGUUUCUGUCUGUUAGGGAUGGAGCCCAGGUCCUUGUGUUUGCACAAGGACUUUGUUGACUAAGCUGUGUCCCAAGCCCGGAAUGUUUAAAGCUUUGAGGGAUCUCAGGAUUUGUAUGGGCCACCAGCCAGGGGAGCCAAGAAGACAGAACUGACUGCUCACCUUUUGUCGUUAGCGUAGGGGGCUUUUCCUCCCAGAAGGUCCCAGAACUCAGGUGGCUCCUGGCCCUCAGCUACAGUGUCUGCGUCACCAUCACAGAGAAGCUCUGCCAGCUCCUUAGCCAUCGCCCGUUCGUCCCCACUUGACCCCUGAGGGGUGAGGAGAGCACGGGUGUCAGAGACACAGGGCACACUCACAGGGAUAGGGACGCCAGGCUUCUGAAACUGGGGGUGGUCAGCUCUGAGCUGCAGUGCCCCAGGAUGGGGAGAGUGAGGAAGACAGGACAUGCAAGCAAAGGGUUGCCCUGCUCUGAAUCCCACAGUGCUCCUAUGCAGACAUCACCUUUGUUUUAGCGUCGCUUGGAAUUUUAGCACACACUUUCCCAGUAAAUGCUCUGCCUCUGUGGCAAGCACCAUAUCCCAUAUCCCACGAGCCUGCCAUGAACUUUCAUUAUUGUUUUGUUUUUGUUUGUUUUUUGGAGAAAGGAUUUCUCUGUGAAGCACUGGCUGCCCUGGAACUUACGCUGGUCUCAAACUCAGAGAUCCCCCUGCCUCUGCCUCCUGAGUUCUACGAUUAAAGGCGUGUGCCACCACCACCCAGCUUCAUCCACAUUUUUUAAAUUACAGUAACAUUGACUCUGUUGGGAUCCAUAGGCUUAAACAGAUCUCUGUCCCCACAGUGCAAUUUCCUUAGUCCUCCCCCAAUUCCUACCCCUUUGAAGUCAAGCCCUGAGUCCUGCACUCUUGACAUAUGCUAAGCUGUGCUCCAUUAGAACAGUCCUGCUGUUUCUGUCUUAAGUGCAAGCAUGUAACAUCCAGCCUUGGAGAUGGAUUCUUUCACUUGACAGGAACUGGAGAUUCCGUACUGUGUGCAUGAGUGGCCCUUCAAUCUUUACUGUUGAGUAAUAUUCCAUUGAAUGGGUAUAUCCACGUUUAUCUAUUUUCCAGAUCGCUUCUAAUUUGAGGGGAUUGUGAAUGCAUGUGCAUAGCGGGUACAACUCUUUGUGUAAGGAGGUUUUUGUUCACUGGUGCUUUUUUUAAGAUUGAUUUUACUUGUGUGUUUUGUCCACAUGUAUGUGUAUGGGUAUGUGCCCUCAAGUGUGUGCAGUGCCCAUAGAGGUCAAAGGGGGUGCCAGAUACUGGAACAGGAUUUACAAAUGGUUGUGAGCCACCAUGUGGGAACCAAACCCAGGUCUUCUGCAGGAGGCAUCUCUGUUGAGCCAUCUCUCCAGCCCCUAAAGAGAUAGGAUUGUGUGUGUGUGUGUGUGUGUGUGUGUGUGUGUGUGUGUGUGUGUGUGUGUGUGUAUAGCUUCCACGUACAGCCUUUUGUGUUGCUGGGGUUGAAUUUGGGUGUACUACUCUUUACUGUCUUGCUGACAGGGCUGAGGGCAGAGCCAGGGCAGUCGUGACUAACUAGUAGACCCCAGCAGCCAUCCUACCUUGCCAUACCACAGGUAGUGCUCCGCCUGAGUCCAAAGCAGAAAGACAUCAUUAGAGUUGAGGGAGGAAGCGGAGGCCGAGACUUCCACUGCUUUGGUAUUGGAUUUGUCGUUCCCGUGGAUCUGGAAGAGUCUUACUGGAGGGUCAGGCUCCACAUUUCCCUUCCUGGAAGUCCCGCCCUGGAGAGGAGAAAAGCAGACCUCCAGAGCACUGCAUACCCUCUUUAUCCCUCAGGAUCCCCUAGGCUAACGGGAAGGGUCAGGGUGAGGACCAGUGUCUCCCACCACUCACUGACCUCAGAGUAAUUCUGAGGAACAGGUGUUAUUCCACUGUGCACACGAGGAAACUGAGGUUGGAAAAUUGUCUUACACAGGGCAAGAGAAAGACUUGACAUCAGGCUUGUGAGACUCCCCCAUACGUGAGUGUCUACGUUGCCUGCCGAGACUUCCACCAGGGCUCCGUGGAAGAGGCAGGCCUUAGACUAGGAGAGGGGCACACCUGGGCAGUGACUAAGGGUGCAGAGCAGUGUUAGACUGGGUAACAGGCCACUGCGGUGCAGGUCAUGUGGCACAGAAUGUGAAAGACCAUGGGCACCAGGUAGAUAGUGGCUUGAGAUUUCCCUGGAUGUCUCAGACAAAGCACCUCCUUCACCCUAAUGUCUAAACUAAGCCUUGUUCACACACCCCUCACCCGGACCGCAGCCUGUCUGGUAUCUCUUUAUUGGUUCCUUAGCUCUGAGCAUCCCUGUAUAGGAUGUUUUACUUGUAAGUCCUCACCUCAUAGAUAACCAGCUUCCCUUUGAAGAUGGCCAUGAAGUGGCGUGGCUCUUUCCCCAUGCUAACCCGGACUUGCACCGGGGCUCCACCAAACUGCUGAUCCACCUCCACCGCCUGGUAGGCCGAGGCUGCCAGCUCAUCCUGGGAAGCGUGGCGUCCCUGUGGUGGUGAGAGAGAAAGGAGUGAGCCCAGUGGCCGGAAGGAUCCAGUCCCGCGCACUGAGAGCUUGCAUCUGACCUACCUGCCAGAUAUACAAGAUGUAACAGGGUUUCCCGUUCACAUCAUACGUGUAGAGAACCAGAUAGCAGUCUCCCCCGUAGAAGAAGCCAUGCCACUGGUAUUCCACAGGGACCAGCUCCAGGUUCUCAAUUCUCCAGACCUGGGUACAAGAGAAGACACAGUCUCUCAGAGAAGAGCAUCCAGUUCAGGGAAUUCCACCGGAAGGGAACUGGGCAGUGUUGAACAGACUCCAAGUGGGAAAAAAGCACUAACAUCUAUCUCAAGUGCCCCUCCUGCCUGGGUCCUCUGUGCCUCAAAGGCCGUCACAUUUGCAAGACUUGAAUCCCAAGAACAGUCCCAGGUCACACAGCUCCUGUCAAGCAGCCGAGUUCUUCACAGACAGCUUGAACAUGUCUUCCAGGUGAUAGACCAUUGGGGAAAGCGUCUCUCACUUUCCUGAAGCAUUGUGGGUAAACAGCCAGCCCCACACCUCUUGGACAGUACGGAAAUGUGGAGUGGGGACAGAAGCAUACAGAAUGGGCUGCCUUCCUCUGCAGCAGGAAGAUCCCAGAGGCCCAGUGCGGCCCUCUCUGGGCUCACCUCAACCUUGCCGUUGCCGUCGUCCACCAUUCUUUCCUGAGCAGCCACUUCUGGCUUAGUGUGUAGCAGAGUCACGUCGAACUUGUCCUGGAAGAUUUUAGCUGCAGAGAAAGAGGUGGGGAAAGCCAAGUGAACACACACUCGAGCCUCUUUCUAGGAUCCCAGCAGAAGAAGACACAUGUGGCAAAAUCUCACCAAUUUUACCAAUGCUGAAUGUUUUCCCCAAGCCAGUGGUCUGGUCCUUCACCGACCAUUUCUGGAACAACUGUUUGAACAUGGCCGACUCUGCGCCAUCGUUGACGGUCUCUACGUUGGUGCUGCUGGGAUAACCCUUCAUCUUGAUGAAAUCCUGCAGUCCCCACCCCCACACAAAAGCAUGUCAGCCAGGGCACUUACUGGGUGUUCGCCCAUCUGGUACUUCACUGUCUGAAGUCAGGUGGUGGGAUGCUCUCCUCUCUGACCCUGGGGAUCAUAGCCUAUUCUGCCUCACGUCUGAGGUUCCAAGUGACUACCACCAAAAGACACGAACACUUCAGUAUCUCUUCAUUAGACGGCCACGACGAUGGCCAUUAUGGGUUGACUUCUGCGGGACCUACUGUGCGCCUCUACUGACUAUAUCAUAGUUAUUUGCUCACUUGUUCCUUGUAAACACACCAUGUGCUGGAUCUACAGAAGUUAGUAAAUGCCCCUUGAGGACCUGGCCCUAAUCUAGACAUGUGACACCCCCUUCGAUAACAACAGCACCUUCCAAGAGCAGGUUGUGUGCCGAGUAUGGUUCUGAGCACUUCAGGAAUCGGUUUCAUCUCACAGUGGUUCCGGGAGACAGGGACCAUCCCUGUUAGAUAUCGGGAGCUCAGGGUGCUUAGUGGCCUUGCCCAGAACACUCAGCUGGAAAAGGUAAAGCCUACACUCACAUUCUAGUCAGUCUGUCUACUUUGAAGUUCUUUAUGUCACUGUGCUCAAGUGCCUGGCGUGUUUGGGCACAGCUCUAUUGUGGUACUGACAGAUACUCAGUCAGCAUCGCACAUCUGCAGCUCCUACCAGGGCUUUGGACAUGGCCGCCUGUUUCUCCACCUUGGUGGCUCCUUUGCCUUUCCAUACGUAGAUCUUGGUGCCACUUUGGUCCAGGAUAUAGCAGUCCUGAAUCAGGCAGGGAGAAGUAUGGUCACUCAAAUUCAAGAUACAGAGGACUUGCCUUUGAAGUUACUUCUGGAUCCCUAAAGCAAAGCCCCUCCAGCCGACUUACAUCAUGGUUCAGUAGCUCCUGGACCAGGGGCCUUGUUGCCACUUCUGUGACCGACAGCUGCCCAGUUGUGUCGGAGACACUGGUGAAGAAGAGAGAUUAGCUUGUGCCUUCUCUUUGGGAAGUAUCCCAUGGCUAAAGUGAUGUUUCAGUGUGGCAUUUCUGGACAGAGUGGAUUUCCUGAGAUAGACACGGCUUGAAUACAGAGAGGGAGAUAUACUCUGUUUUCCAGAAGAGACUGUGAGCCUCUCUCCCAAACUAUCCCAUCCACAUCCCUAGGCAUGGAUACACCGGAAAGGUUACACGCGUAGGUCAGGAGACUUUUUAACAGGAACGGAGGAUAGCUGCCUCUCUGAGAGGGGCUGUUUCUGAGCUCCUUGUAGGAGAUACACUUAAAAAGGAUGAACUAAGAGCAAAGGCAGAUGCCUCUACCCAAGCCAAAUGCCUGCUGUUCUAGGGGACAUCUCUCCACAACCAACCUCCAGCCCACAGCCAAGCUAAAGCACUCACUGAUACAACAUGAUGGUUGACUUCUGCUGCUGAUCGGUGACCUCAUCAGGAACUGCGGGCUUGAUAAUGGAGCGUCGGCCAAGGGUAUUCUGGAGAACCGUCAUCAGUUCUGGGCUGGCUGCCUCUUUGUCUCCCUCAAUCACCCCGAUUUCAGCUCGGCCCCCUCGCUCCCUGUCCCGAAUGUCCUUUGCUAGAAGCAUAGCCUGCCAGAGAAGCCAAAGGAGGCCUUCAGCUCAGCCGGUGCCCUUUCCUUCCCAACGCCUUCUGUGGGAGCCACCAAGAUUGCGGACAAAUUACUCUGAGGUCGAGGAGUGAGACAUGCCCUUGGCCUGCCUGCAAGACAGUCUAGGCUAAGGCAGGAGUCCCCCUGGGCUCCCGAGGGUCAGCAAGCACAGAAGGCCAAGGAGAAAGCACCCAAGAGGGCAAGCCCAGCUUGACACCAGGCCUGGAGGAGAGGAGGAGGAGGAGGGGAGGAGGAAGAAGAGGAAGAGGAGGAAGAAGAGCUAGACCUUGAGGCGUUCCCCACUGUUGCUCUCCGGGCCAUUCCACUGGAUGAUGACCAUCCCGAGGUCCAGCAAGAAGACAUCACCUUGGUUAAAACUGUCCCAGCUCAUUUCCACCUGCAUGGGAGAGGCCAGAGCUGUUUGAGGUGGUCUUAGGGGCCAGGGCAGGAACACUGGGCCCAGACAGUCAUGUGUGGGACUUACCUCAGUGGCUCUGAUGUUUCUUUUCCCCUUCACAUGUAACAGCCUCUUCACAUCAUAGGUGUUGGUCUCCACAUGCUUCAUCCCAGAGGCCACACCCCCCUUUUUAUAGCUGCGGGGAUAUUGAUAGUUAUUUGUCCUGAGCCUGCUACAAGCUAGGUUCUGGGAAGACUGCUGAGAAUUAAUUAUAGUAGUAACAUAGAGACAUCAGCUUCUGUCCACGUCACUCAUAGUAAAUGAGCAACAUACACAGAAACUGCGCCUGCUGCCCCAAGGCUAGGUCUGUGACGAGUGGCCGGGUCAGGCUCUCCUGAAGGGACGUUUGAGCUGAGAUAUUAUGAUGAGAAGUCCCACAGACAAGAAAAGUAGUGCUGCAGGCAGAGGGAACCUCAUUGGUUGGGAUUAGAGGUGGCUGCCAUGGCCCUCAGGUUACGUGUCUACGCACUGAGCGCCUGCAUGUGACCUCCCAGGCCUCUCCCUGCCUCAGCUUGUUCUGGCAAUCUAAGGUCCCUCCUUCAUUCCAGUAAAGUGUGUCCUGUCACCCCUUCCACCACUUCCAUAAACAGAGGCUGUCAUUCUGUCGUAGA